Dictyostelium discoideum AX4 is the source of this 3024-nucleotide messenger RNA. It is a transcript of the gene xpo7, whose product is annotated as exportin 7. The record is from RefSeq and is a predicted model, not a curated record. NCBI's taxonomy places the organism in Eukaryota, Evosea, Eumycetozoa, Dictyosteliales, Dictyosteliaceae. The transcript has 5 exons. The coding region runs from base 1 to 3024 and encodes 1007 amino acids. Gene Ontology annotation, cellular component: nuclear pore; nucleus; cytoplasm. Gene Ontology annotation, biological process: nuclear transport. Gene Ontology annotation, molecular function: nuclear export signal receptor activity.
AUGUCAAUUCAAAGUGAACAGGAUUUCUUUAAAUUUGAAGAAUUAUGUAAAGAUUUCUAUUUGAAACCAGAAGAGACAAUUAAAAUUGAUGAUAUUCUUCAUCAAUACUUUUUAAAUCCAAACUUUUUAAUAGAGUAUAAACAAAUUCUUUCAUUCACUAAAAACUCUUAUGUAGUUGCUCAAGUAAUUAGAGGUUUAAUUAAAUGUGUCACUUCAUUUUGGACUAGUUUAACACCAAAUCAAAAAAAUGAUAUGAGUAAAUCAAUUGAACAUCAUUGUAUAGGAUUAAGAAUAUUAAAAGAUAUUAUUUCAGAGUUUAAUGAAUACAUAGGAGAGCAUCUUACAGUAUUACAACAUAGAAAUAUAUCUAUAUCAUUAAGAGAUAAUAUAUUAUUAGAUAUAUUUUGUAUAUCAUUAGAAUCUUUAAAUUAUGCAUUAGCAAAUUCAAUGGAUGAAAAAUUUAAAAGUAUUAAAGAAUUAGCAUUAGAUUUAAGUUAUUCAUGUUUAUCAUUCGAUUUUAUAAAGACAACUAGUAUUGAUUCAUCAGAAGAGAUUUUAACAGUUCAAAUACCAUCACAAUGGAAAUCAACAUUUGAUGAAAAUAAUCCAUUAGAAUUAUUUUUUAAAAUUUAUAAACAAUAUCAUUCAACUAAAUCAUUGGAAUGUAUAUUACAAAUUGUAUCAAUUCGUAGAUCAUUCUUUACUACAGAGGAUGAAAGAGUUAAAUUCUUGGCAAGUAUAGUUCAAUAUACAACGGAAAUACUUAAAUCAAAUAUUGGUUUCAAUGAACCAAAUAAUCAUUUAGUAUUUUCACGUGUAAUUGAAAGAUUAAAAACAAAUUAUCAUUUAAAUAAUUUAGUAACUGUUGUUGGUUAUAAUGAUUGGAUUUCAAAUCUUUCAACAUUUACAAUUGAUACUUUAAAAAAUCCACAAUUUUCACCAAAUAGUAUUUAUUUUUUAUUAACAUUAUGGGCAAAAUUAGUAUCAUCAAUUAUUUAUGUUAAAGGUGAUCCAAGUAAGACAUAUUUAGAAAAGUAUUCACCAAUUAUAAUGGAAUCAUUUAUAAAUAGUAAGAUUGAUAAUAGUUAUUCAGAUGAAGAGGAUGAACAUUUGAUGGAUUAUGAAAAGAUGGUGGAGAUAUUGGAAGGUAUACCACAUUUGGGUAGAAUUACUUAUCAAGCAACUUGUAGACAAAUCAUAUUGUUAUUCGAUAGUAUUUCAAGUAAGUUUUUAAAUGAAACCAAUCCAACUCAAUUGGAAGUUUAUGAAAGACAAUGUGCAUGGUUAGUUUAUAUCAUUGGUUGUUUAAUUCUCGGUAGAACCAGUAUCAAUUCAUCAGAGGAGCAUGAUAAAAUCGAUGGUGAGCUAUCGGUUAGAGUAUUCAUAUUGAUUGGGUAUAACGAUAAGAAGUUAUCGGCCGAGAGUAAUACUCAAUAUCAGUAUCGUACGAGUAGGAUCUCAUUGGAGUUGAGUUUUAUUUAUUUCAUGCAAAACUUUAGAAGAAUUUACAUUGGUGAGAAUUCAAUAUCGUCAAGUAAAAUCUAUCAGAGAAUAUCCGAGCUAAGUGGUCCAACCGAUCAUACUUCAGUAUUGUUUUCAAUUGUUCAAAAGAUUGGUUUCAAUUUUAAAUAUUGGGCAGAGAAUGAUGAAAUAAUAAAGAAAAGUCUUGACAUGUUUUGGGAAUCUGUCAAUGGUCAUUCCACUUCGAAAAUGUUAAUCGAUAAUAAAAUCACUAAAGAUAUCUUAAAAACUCAUAGUUCUCAAGUUUUCCCUUUUCUUGAAAAGAAUUCAAAUCCAAGAAAUAGAACUUCCCUUUAUAAAACUAUUGGUAAAUUAUUAUUCACUGAUGAAAAUAUGGGUUUCUUUGAUGAAUUCAUUGCUCCAUUCGAUGAUACAAUUAAACAUCUAUUAAAUAUUUCAACACCUGAACAAUUUAGAACUGAAGAAAUUAAAAGGAAAGUUAUUGGUUUAUUAAGAGAUUUAAGAGGUAUAAUUACUUCUGCAAAUAGUAAAAGAUCUUAUUUAUUAUUUUUUGAAUGGAUUCAUUUAAAUUUUUCAGAAGUUUUAAUUAAAAUUAUAAAUGUUUGGGUUGAUUCACCAGAGGUUACAACAUCAUUAUUAAAAUUUAUAUCAGAAUUUGUAUUUAACAGACAGAGUAGAUUAAUAUUUGAUAGUUCAUCAGCUAAUGGAUUCAUAAUCUUUAGAGAUACAAGUAAGAUAUUAGUUUCAUAUGCAUCAUUAAUUCUAAAGGCAAAUAUAUCAAAACAAGACCUUUACAAAUUUAAGAUCAAAGGUAUUCAAACAUCAAUGUUAUUAUUUACACGUUGUUUAGUUGGUGGUUAUUGUAAUUUUGGUGUAUUUGAACUCUAUGGUGAUCCAUCAUUCACUAGUGCAAUCGAUUAUAUCUUUCAAUUGUGUUUAUCAGUUUCAUUGGAUGAAUUAAUGAGUUUUCCAAAGGCUUCAAAAGCUUAUGUUACAAUGUUGGAAGCAUUAUGUUUGGGUCAUACCUUGUCAAUCAUUCAAUUGAAUCAACAAUACUUUAUUCACAUUAUGAAAUCACUUCAUAGAUGUUUGGAUAGUCAAGAUGUUACAAUGUCAAGUUCGUCAUGUACUUCCAUCGAAAAGAUUAUCACCGUUUGUUAUUAUCAUUUGAAGAAAAAGAAUUCACAAUGUCUUCAAGCAAUUCAUCAAAACUUUUUCAGUAAUUCUAAUAUCCUCUAUGAAAUCAUCGAUAAAAUCAUCUCUAUCAUCAUCUAUGAAGAUAAUUUUAAUCAAUUCAUGUUCUCAAAGUUAUUAUUAACUUGUAUCAUCUUUCAUCAAGAUACUUUCACCACACUAAAACAAAAAUAUAUUCAUUCCUUUAAUUCACAAUGUCCUGAAAAAGUUGAAAAAGCUUUUGUUCAAUUAAUGGAAAAUACUCUUGAUAAUUUAGAAACUAAAAAUAAAGAUAAAUUCACUUCAAAUGUUUCUAUCUUUAGAAAAGAAAUGAAAUUAAUUAGUUCUUCAACUGGUAGGUAUUUAUAA